Molecule: messenger RNA, 762 nt
Organism: Nelumbo nucifera (sacred lotus)
Lineage: Eukaryota; Viridiplantae; Streptophyta; Magnoliopsida; Proteales; Nelumbonaceae
Product: 11-beta-hydroxysteroid dehydrogenase A-like
Cellular component (GO): cytosol
Molecular function (GO): oxidoreductase activity
Source: RefSeq, a predicted model, not a curated record
UCCAACUUAUUUUGCGAUUCCUCACCUUAGAAAAAGCAAAGGCAAGAUCGUUGUCAAUGCUUCAGGGACCUCAUGGUUAAUCUCACCAUUCUUCAGCUUCUAUGGUGCAAGUAAAGCAGCGAUAGUAAAUUUCUAUGAGACAAUGAGAAUUGAGUUGGCUCCGGAGAUCAAAAUAACAAUAGCAGCUCCUUGGUAUACAGAAUCAGAAAUGGUCAGCCAUGGCAAAAGCCUCACAAAAGACGGUGUAGUUGAAAAUAGUCGAGAAAUGAGAGAAGUUCUGAUAGGGAAAUUACCAGUUAUGAGGGUGGGAGUGUGUGCCAAGGAUAUUGUGAAUGGGGCAUGCAGUGGAGAGAGAUAUGUGAUUGAGCCAUUCUGUUACAAGAUACUCUUUCUGCUCCAGUUCUUCUACCCUGGGAUUGUUGAAUGGGCUGCUCGCCGGUUAUACAUGGGCAAGUCAGGCACCACUUAGAUGAAAGUGAAAUAUAUAAGAAGACAUUGAAAUCAGAAAGUUAAUGCAUUUAAACUUCUAGUAGAAUUAAUUAAUUAAAACAUCACUUAGCUAGUCUUUGUAAAUCUCAGAGAUCAUUGACAUAUCUAAUAAGUAAGGAAUAAUAAUCCUAUUGGGAAGACUACUUGAAGGGGUUGGGACUUGUUGCUACUGCUUUAAUAACUCAUAAAUCGUUCCACUUUAAGGCUACAUUUGGUUCUUGUACAAAUAAAUUUGCACUUUGAUAGUGCGAAUGAUAUGGGUGCAAAUUCUAA